This is a messenger RNA of Klebsormidium nitens, 1791 nucleotides long. Lineage: Eukaryota; Viridiplantae; Streptophyta; Klebsormidiophyceae; Klebsormidiales; Klebsormidiaceae. The record is from the annotation of a GenBank genome assembly.
AUGGUGUCCCUGAUAGAGCGCCUCAGAAAGGCGUCCCAAUGCUCAGCUUCGCAGGAGGGGACUGGCGAACCACCCGAAGCGGGCAUGAGUGCGCUUACCUCAGCAAGGAAGUCAAGCACCAGCUAUCCUGCGCCAGACUUAGAACAGGGAGAGGAUGUGCAAGCGGCACCAGGGCAGAAGAAGAAAAGGUUUCUGAAGAAGUAUGACAUUCUCUUCCUUCGGCUGGCAAUCAUGUUUACGCUGGCCUGCCUCCUAUCAGGCAGCACCGCCCUGAGUUUCUUCUUGAGCAGCGCAAGGUGCCGCGACUCGCUGACUCAGCUCGUCCAGUCGUAUCAGAACGACCUCAUCGAACGAACUUCGGACGACGUCUUCAAUCUUUUCGGGAGUGGCGAACUUUGCGCGAGGUUCUUAGUGGGAUCCAUGCAAAGGAUCCACGCUGCGCGAAUAAAUUGGACGAACGACACCAUAGAUGAUCUGAUCAAAGAAGCAAUCUUCGGCACCUUCACCGACUGCGCUCAGACGUCCUCGCUCGGGUUCUUCAAGGGAGACGGCACUUACAUUUCGAUCAGCUCGAGUGACAAAUUCACGCUGGGGAAUAGUACUACGUCAAGUCGUAUCCAAAUGAUGUUCAACAACGAGACGACGCCCGCAGGUCAACUGCCUCGAAGGUUUACUACGUACCUGGCAGAAGACACGGGCGAGCCCCUCAGCCCGCCGCGCGAAGUCGCGCGGCUCGACCCGCGCGCGCGCGACUGGUACAAUCAGGCACUGCACAGCGCAGACGGGCUGGCUGAGCAAGUUUUGGUCGGCAUAAGCGGGCGGCCGCAGUUGUCCCUCGGGAGACGCGUUACCCACCCGACCAACGGCCGAGUCUUGGGCGUGAUUGGAUUGUCCUUUUACCUGACGACGAUUAGUCGCUACAUGAGCGAGUUCGACCUAAAGGGGGGGCUGAUGUAUGUAACAAAUGGGACCAUGCUAGUUGCAGACACAGUCGGGGAUUACGCGGCGGCCACCAACGUUUCGACGGGGGGCCUUUUGCCGGCCAGCCAGUCGAGCAGUCUAGUUGUGCGCGAGUCGUUUGCAUAUCUGAAGAGCGUGGGGCAGGGUAAUAUGAACGUGUACUCACUGAGCGGGGGGCAGGGUAUAAACGCGUCCGACGCGAGUAGUACGUUCCGCGAGGUGCGCCUGGGCGGGGCGCCGUACUUUUUGCAGUACAAGUACCUGCAAUUCCGCAACAUCGUUCUACGGCAGGUCAUGGUCCUCCCGCGCGACUCCAUCAUGCGGCCCAUAGACAGCGGCGCGCGUUACACCAAAGCAAUCGUCAUCGGCGUAACGGCCGCGACCUGCGCGCUAGGGUUUCUGCUGAUCGUGCUGUUCACGGAUCCUGUCAGCAAGGAGAUGCGGCUCAAGGCGCAAGUGAUUGAGAAUCUGGAGGGGAGGCGGCAGGCGGAGGCGCGAGAGGAUUUCAAGACGAAGUUUCUGGCGAGGACCAGCCAUGAUCUUCGGACCCCCUCCGCGGCUAUGCUGGGGCUGCUCGAUGUGAUUUUGGAGUCUUCGCUGGAGACCGAUCAAGCGGACCGAGUGAAGCAAGUCAAAGAGUGCGCGCUCACACAGCUCAAACUGCUGAACGACAUCCUGGAUUUCAGCAAGAUUGAAGCAGGAAAGAUGCAGCUCGAGAACGAGCUGUUCGACAUAGGCAAUCUGCUAGAGUCGCUGGUUGAUAUCUUCAGCGUACAAUGCACAGCAAAGGGUCUAGAAGUUGGCUUGGACAUGGACAGCAAUCUAAUCUAA